Molecule: messenger RNA, 783 nt
Organism: Gymnogyps californianus (California condor)
Lineage: Eukaryota; Metazoa; Chordata; Aves; Accipitriformes; Cathartidae
Gene: MRPS26
Product: mitochondrial ribosomal protein S26
Exons: 4
Coding region: 1-669 (222 amino acids)
Cellular component (GO): mitochondrial small ribosomal subunit
Source: RefSeq, a predicted model, not a curated record
AUGCUGCCGGCGCUGAGGCGCUGCCGCCCGGGGCCGGCCCUGGGGGCCGCGCUGGGCCCCGCCGCCCCACCGGGACCCGGCCCCGGCCCCGGCCCGGGAGCCGGCCCCGCCUGGGGGCCGCGGCUGGUCCCGGCGCGGGGCCGCAAGACGCGGCACGACCCCCCCGCCAAGUCCAAGGCGUCGCGGCUGAAGGUGCCGCCGCCCGUCGACCCCGAGGAGCUGCUGGUGGUGAUGGAGCGGUACCGGCAGCACCGGCUGGUCCUCGGCGCCCUCCGGGCCGAGUUCAGGGCCGAGGUGCUGCAGAAGAAGCGGGAGGCCCUGCUGUCCCAGGAGGACUCGGCGGAGCUGACGGCGGAGCACCGGCGCCUGAUGGCCUGGAACGAGGCGGAGAACGCCCGGCAGCGGGCACGCAGAGAGGAAAGAAUUCGGAAAGAAGAGGAAGAACAGAAGAGGCAGAAGUUGCAGGCUGCGGAGAGCAAGGCCAGGAUAAUGGAGGCUUUCCUGAAGGAGAAGGAGAAGGAGGUUCUCCGGCUGCAGGAGGAAGCCAAAACGUUCAUCACCCCCGAGAACCUGGACGCACGGAUCGAGGAGUGCCUGGACAACCCGCGCAACUACAACUUCGCCGUCGACAAGGACGGGCGGAUCGUCAAACGGACGGUGUUGUCCUAACGGCCCCGGCCUGGGAUAUGGGGCGGGUGCUGGUUUCUGUCCAGAAGCUCCGCUUACGAGCCGGUUGCUUCCUUUUAAUGUAUAAAUCGACGACAGAAUUGUUGGAGAAAGCCU